AAAUUUUGCUUCUUAUGUGCAAUAGACUUUCAUUGAAUCAUUAUUAUAGUACUUUUACUUUUCCUGUACAGUAUUUACAUUGAGGAAAAGGCCAAAUGGCUUUUACUAAUAAAUUUAAUUUUUUUAAAAUAAAUAACUUAAUGAAACCUAACAAGUACUUGUACUUUAUUAUUGGUUAUCGUGCUGGUGCUUCGGAAAGCAACGUAGUAGAAAUAGCACUUGGUAGAACACGUUUACAAACGUCUCACCAUUGAAAAAAUUACAGUUGGGUCUCACUAGUCAGAGCAGAUUGCUUGACUCUCUAAAAGCAGUCGACGCGACCAGAUAACACGAACUCAUUUCACAGGUGUUAUUUCUACAGUCAAUAAUGGCGAGAGGAAGAGCAAGAAGGUACAGCAGGCCGGAGCCGUCCAGUUGGGUUUACCGUCCGGUAGCCGUAAGAACUCGCAGUCAGAUGAAGGACAGCAGAAACGUCUUCCAGAAACUUCCACUGGAGGUUUUUCAUCUGAUUCUGGACGAACUGUCUGUGCUGGAGGUGAGUGCAUUGUGCUUAGCGUCCAAGCAGAUGAAUGGAUAUGUCGUGGACUAUAUCAGCACCCAGGCAUGGAAGAGCAAAAUGAUGCACCUAAACUUUCAUCACACCAAUUGCCCUGAGCAAGAAUGUUUCAAAUAUUUCAGAAACCUGGGUGUAUUGUUCAAACGAUGCACAAUGUUACUACCUACAAAGGAGAGGCUGAAAUGUAUCCUGCACAGGUUUUCACAGGUUCCUUGCUUCUUGCGGGAGACAUGCUCAGCACCAAAUUGCAUUGGUUUAUCCAGAUAUGGGGUUUUUCUGCAGACCAUAAUUGCAGGGUGGGAUGAGUUUGAGUGCCAAAGAGUGUUCUAUUUCCUGUGUGAAGUCACCGAUUUGCUGCAUAAAAUUGAGGCAGUCGUUACUACUGGGAAACCUGGCCUCAAAUUCUAUGAAGAGUUGGAGAUCCGCUACUUCUGCCGCAAGGUUCUGCUGGACUUAUCCCCGAACCAAUCAGACUGUCAAUUUUGGCUCCUGCAGCUCCUAAAGCCCUGGCCUUUGGUCAGCCAAGCACACCUCCUGUUAAUCCUAUAUGGGCCACAGCUGACUGAAGGUAAAGUGACCGUCCUUCAGCCGGGCCUGUGCUGUAAGACAAUAGGUGGGCAGGGUUUCCUCCUCCUUGCAGGCCCCAUCAGUUGGCAGGAUCUGGUGGAACGGGAGCUGCCUCAGGAUGCUCUGUGGAACCUGGCCAGGGCCAUCCUUUUACUCUUCAACAAACCUGAACUGAAAGACUGGACAUUGCAAACAACCCUAGCAGUCUUUGAGGAGAUGAUUGUCAUUCCUCGGCCAUGGCACUUGGAAAAUAUUGCCCGCCUCUUGGUGGUAUGUGGCAAUAAGUUAUGCUACACUGUCUUGGCAAGCAGGGCCCAAUCUGGACUAAUCAAAGACAUUGCCAAAGUCAUUGCGUACAUUAUCCUGGUCUGUGAAAAGGAUGGCUAUGAGAUGAGUUGGGUGGUGCAUUUGGUACAGCAGCUCCACAUUGGCUUCAGCUCAGAUGUCCAAAAAUUCACUUUCAUCCGCCAUCUCGAACACAUGUUCUCAGACAUUAUCGCAGAGUUUCUUUACAUGUAUGAAGACGGAAAUCAUCCUGGGAACAGGGACGUUUUUACAUCCACAUGUCUCCUCCUGGAUGCGAAUGCUCGAUUUCAUGCAAAAUUCCUUCACUUGUUGCUUAAGUAGGAACGAUGCAAAGUUAGUUGCCGUGAGAAUAUUUCACAAAGUAACUUUGUGUCAGUUACAUUUCAGUGAUGAAUUUGUUUAUUGGCUUGAUGGCGACAUUUCAAAACAAUUUCAUAUUUAUGACAAAGGAAAAUAUUUAUUGGCACAUAUUUAUAUGCAUUGACCCUGUAUGUAAUUAAGGUCUUGAUGCAGUUUGUUCAUGUAUUUAAUGCUGUAUUGAUGGAGCUUGUUCAUAUGGACUAUUGAUUCCACGGUUGGCGUUUGCCACAAAAAUAUGGUCUGAAAGUUUGGAUGGAAUUUAAAGU
Messenger RNA from Hippocampus zosterae (dwarf seahorse), 2055 nucleotides. RefSeq names its product F-box only protein 47-like. The record is from RefSeq and is a predicted model, not a curated record. Lineage: Eukaryota; Metazoa; Chordata; Actinopteri; Syngnathiformes; Syngnathidae. Gene Ontology annotation, molecular function: protein binding. The transcript has 10 exons. Bases 368 to 1750 code for a protein of 460 amino acids.